GAUGCCGCGAGCGGCGGGCGGAGACUGCCAGAUGGAGACGUGUGGCGAUGACUCAGUGGACAAUUUGGAGGACUCUGCAGCAGAGGAGGAUGAGGAGUCACCUAACGCUGACAACAAGCCAUCUGCCCUCCUGAACCAGUGGCCCCCGCUGGAGGAGGGGGGAGGGAGGGGGCCCAGUGAGAGGCCCCUCUCGUCCUCACCACCCGCCGCCCGCCGGACCUACAUCUGUCCCGAAUGCGGCCGCCCUUUCACCAAGUACUCCAACUUCAAGCAGCACUUACGGGUGCACUCCGGGGAGAAGCCAUUCGCCUGCGGGGGCUGCGGCAAGGCGUUCAACCUGCGCUCGAAUCUCCAUCGACAUCAGCGUACCCACACAGGCGAGCGGCCCUAUCCCUGCCCGCAGUGCGGCCGGGCCUUUGGAGAGCGUUCCAGCCUGCGCCGCCACCAGCGGACUCACACUGGGGAGCGGCCGCACGCCUGCCCACUGUGCGGACGUUGCUUCGGACAGACCUCGGUGCUCCGAGCCCAUAUGCGGGCCCACACAGGUGAGAGACCACACGCCUGCCCGGUCUGCGGCCGCCGCUUCGGACAGCCAUCGGCUCUGCGGGCACACCAGCGGGCACAUACCGGUGAGCGUCCGUUCUCCUGUCCUGAGUGCGGACGCCCCUUCCGCCACGCCUCCAGCCUGGCGCAGCACAGGCGGGCCCACGCUGGACUGCGGCCCCACCGCUGCAUUGACUGUGGCCGGGCCUUCGGCAAGUCGUCCACGCUCGCCCAGCACCGGGCCACGCACGCCGGCCUGCGGCCUCACGCCUGCCCCGAGUGUGGCCGCUGCUUUGGGCGGCCUUCUGCCCUGGCCCGCCACCAACGCCUCCACUCCUGGCGGGGAGAGAGGGCCUGCGGGGACUGCGGACAACACUUUGCUGACCCUGAGGGAUUCCAUGGCCACCAAUGCUCUCUGGCCAGGGGCGAUGUAUGAGCCAAGGCAGGGCCUGGGGUGUUGGGUAAGGGUGGUGUCCAUCUUUGGUGUUUCCUUUCAAUUUAUGUCAGGAGGGGUUGGUACCUGUCUCAGCUUCCUGGGCAGGGUUAAUCCAUGCACACAGCAUCUGAUGCAUCACCCCUUCCUCCUCCCUCACUCUUCUAGUACCCCCCCUUUCCUUCUCUCACCUGUCUCACACGCACACUGUCUCCCUCACUCUUCCCUCCCACCCACCCCCAAGGACUUCUUAACAUCUCCCGUUCACGACUCAGCCUCUCCCUCAGCCCUCCAUGAUGCCACAGUCUACCCUUGUCGUGAAGCAGCUUGCUACCCCUACCGAUAUCGGGGGUGGGGGAGGGCAUUGCUGCUCUGGUUCAUAUACUGAGGGAGCAUCACAUACUGUCAGCUGGGGAGAGGGAGAUGUCUAUGCGCUGAAGGGCUGGAUCGCUGAAGAUAGUUUCCUUCCUUGCCCAUCCCUCUCAUAUACCCAAUGCCAAUACCGUUUGCACCCAGUCUCUAUACACUGCAGUCUCCCCGUGUGCCCAGUCUCUAUACACUGCAGUCUCCCCGUGUGCCCAGUCUCUAUACACUCUGCAGUCUCCCCGUGUGCCCAGUCUCUAUACACUCUGCA
This is a messenger RNA of Mobula hypostoma (lesser devil ray), 1610 nucleotides long. Its product is annotated as zinc finger protein 239-like. Gene Ontology annotation, molecular function: RNA polymerase II cis-regulatory region sequence-specific DNA binding; DNA-binding transcription factor activity, RNA polymerase II-specific. The record is from RefSeq and is a predicted model, not a curated record. The transcript is spliced from 3 exons. Gene Ontology annotation, biological process: regulation of DNA-templated transcription. NCBI's taxonomy places the organism in Eukaryota, Metazoa, Chordata, Chondrichthyes, Myliobatiformes, Myliobatidae. Bases 2 to 979 code for a protein of 325 amino acids.